This is a messenger RNA of Leishmania major strain Friedlin, 1899 nucleotides long. RefSeq lists its product as hypothetical. The record is from RefSeq and is a predicted model, not a curated record. The transcript has a single exon. Bases 1 to 1899 code for a protein of 632 amino acids. Lineage: Eukaryota; Euglenozoa; Kinetoplastea; Trypanosomatida; Trypanosomatidae.
AUGUUUGCAGAGGAUCAAGAUGAUGCCGACGCUCACCGGAGCCGCAUGGAUGAAAGCUGCGGGGGCGCAGGCAUUCGCCGUGGCAGCCUUGGCAGCCACCCGAGCCAUUCGCAACGAGCGGUGCUGCAGCGGCGAUGGACACUAAAAGACGACAACUUGGAAGACAUAGGUGUCGUUCAGGCCUCAUCGCCACGUGUGCUGGACAACCGCCUCUGCCUCUUCUCGCCUUCUGCAGCGGCGGUUGGGAGCAACAAGAGCGGGGGCCCAGUGAGCGCGUAUCGCGCACCACUCAUCACCGCCCUACUCCCCGACGAAGCAAGCGACACCCGGUCGCAGACUUCUUUGACAGACGGUCGCAAGGAGAAGGAGGAGGACGACGCACCUUCAGGUGCCAGCUCACUGGUCGCCGGCGCCAAGAUGGAAGCAGGGUCGCUGCCGUCGUCGCGGCCGCGCUCCGCCAACCACAGCCGCGAUGCCGCUCAUACUCGUUUCCCCACCACGAGCUCGCGCCACAAGCGAGAAAAGAAGGCGCCGAUGUCGUACUCUCCGAGGGGGCGCGCUGCACGCUCACCACCGUCGCGCACUGCAUCUCCGAGAUCCCCUGUAUCCUCUCCACCGUCGUCGUCGUCGUCUUCAGCCUCCAGCUCGUGUUCCGUUCCAGGUUCCCCACCACCGCCGCACCGCUCGGUCAAGAUACUGCACAUGAAGGAGGAUGGUCAUACCUCUUCGCCGCCGGGGAGCACUGAUUACCUCGACGGGCCGCUUUUUGCAGGGCUCGGCCCAUUGAUGGUGGUACACCUGGACGUUCUUCCGGACGUUGCUGGAGCUCAACCAAUUCCAUCGCGGGAAGGCAUUGCUGGAGAAGAGGCGGCUUCAUUAGCAGCUGCGGCAUCGUCUUCCCCGUCGCUAUCACGCUCGCAUCCAGUGCACCUAGAUCCGUACUGGGGGGCUCUCGUGGAGCGACAGGAGAUGGACGCGCACGAGCGUGAGGUGGCGGCGCUGCACGCGAGGCUGGAGACCGCCGAUCAGCAGGUGCGCAUCACGGAGCAGCAGGCAGUGGCGGCAGCGGAGGCGCGGGCGGCGGAGUUGGUACAGGGAUACAAGGCCGACGAGCGAAAGCGUCGAGCGCAGUUUCAGGCCGCGCUGGAUGCCCUGCGAGAGGAGAACCGGGAACUGACCGCCAAGUUGGAGGCUGUUGCACGGGCGCCGGCGAUGGGAGCUCCGAGUACAACCACUUGCCCACUGCGGACGCCGAGCAGUGAUGCGGCAGCGGAAGCGAGAGGGAACGCGAUUGCCACCACAUCGGGUCCGCUCACGGCAAGUGCAGCCGCAGUGAGUCAGGCGGAGAUGACUCGGCAGCUGCAGUCGAUCGAGGGAUAUUGGCGUGAUCGACUGCGCACGGCGGAGCGACACUGGGAGGACGAGAUGUCGCGGCAGACGCAGCAGCGACGCGAGGCUCUGGACCAAGUGGAGGAGCUGGUGCGCACGGUCGAGCAGUUGCAAGAGGAGCUGCGCUACACCCGGCGCCAGGCGGCCCGCCUUCGAGAGGAGAACAUACGUCUCUGCGGUGCUGCCCAAGCCGCGUCGACUGGUAGCACUGCCGGCCUUGCCGUCCCCGUUGCGCCAGUCACCACGUCGCCGCCCGAGGAGGUGUCGCGCCUGCGCAAGGCGCUGAGAGAGCAUCAGCACAAGGAGGCUGCUCUGCUGGCGCAGGUGGAGAGCUACGGCGAGGAGGCCACCCGUGUGCGACUGCGGUACGAGGCGGCGCUCCAGAGGGCAGAGCGGGAGCUCGCAGCGGAGCGGCGACGGAGCACGGAGAUGGUGAAGCUGUACGGCAGUCAGCUGGAGUCGCUGCACCACCAGCUUCGGGAGGGCAAGCCGCCGAGCGCAGCUCGGUGA